CGUGGCAAAACAACAAAGACACCGAGAGAGUGUGCUCUUUUCACUUGUCAGGUAGUAGAAGAAGAACUAGCAGCAGCAUCAUUGCAUCAAUGGUGAGAUUGAAGUAAAGAAGAGAAGAGAAGAGAAGAGAAGAGAAGAGAGUGAUAGAUCGGAAGCAAAAGGAUGAUAUCUCAGUUGUUCGUGCUUUCUCAACGAGGCGAUAACAUCGUCUUCCGUGACUAUCGCCGUGAUGUUCACAAAGCGAGCGCCGAGACAUUUUUCCGCAAAGUCAAGUUCUGGAACGACGAUGGUGAAGAAGAUGCUCCACCUGUCUUUAACGUGGAUGGAGUGAACUACUUCCAUGUGAAGGUUGCCGGGUUGUUGUUUGUUGCUACAAACAGGGUCAAUGUAUCCCCCUCUCUUGUCUUGGAGCUCUUGCAGCGGAUCGCUCGUCUCAUCAAGGAUUACCUUGGCGUUCUUAAUGAAGAUUCGUUGCGGAAGAAUUUCGUGCUUGUCUAUGAAUUGCUGGAUGAAGUCAUUGAUUUUGGUUAUGCACAAACAACUUCCACGGAGCUUUUGAAAUCUUAUAUUUUCAAUGAGCCAAUUAUGAUUGAUUCUGCAGUGAUGCCUCCCCUUGGUGCUGCAUCCAUUUUUGUGAAAGGGAACAAACGAAUGCCAGGCACAGUUAUUACAAAGUCUGUUGUUGCUAAUGAACCUGGUGGUAGAAAGAGGGAGGAGAUUUUUGUUGACGUAAUCGAGAAAAUAAGUGUCACAUUCAACUCUAGCGGAUAUAUACUCACUAGUGAGAUAGACGGCACCAUUCAAAUGAAGAGUUACCUUACGGGUAACCCAGAGAUUCGGCUUGCUCUCAAUGAGGACCUGAGUAUAGGAAGAAGUGUUUUGCCACCGUUAACAGAUUAUGCAAGUUCCACUGCAGUGAUUCUAGACGAUUGUAACUUCCAUGAGUCUGUACACCUUGAUAGUUUUGAUACUGACCGAACCUUGUCAUUGGUUCCACCAGACGGGGAAUUCCCGGUCAUGAAUUAUCGAAUGACUCAACCGUUUAAGCCUCCAUUUCGUAUUAAUGCAUUGCUUGAAGAAACAGGACCCCUGAAAGCCGAAGUGAUAAUUAAAGUUUGUGCUGACUUCAACCCAAGUAUCAAUGCUAACACAGUUCUUGUACAGAUGCCAGUGCCAAAAUUUACCAAUCGAGUUAAUUUUGAGUUGGAUCAUGAAUCAGUUGGGAACACAACUGACUUCAAGGAAGCAAAUAAGAGACUAGAGUGGAGCAUAAAAAAGGUUGUCGGCGGAGCGGAACUUACUUUACGAGCAAAACUAACUUUUUCACAGGAGUUACUUGGCAAUAUCAUGAAGGAGGCAGGGCCUGUUAGCAUGACCUUUGAUAUACCAAUGUAUCAUGCUUCAAGGCUUCAGGUGAAGUAUUUGCAAAUAGCAAAGAAAUCAAAGGCACAUAAUCCAUAUAGAUGGGUUAGAUAUGUGACCCAAGCAAACUCAUAUGUUGCCCGCUUGUAAUUGGUAAUAGUUACCAUAAAGACAAAUAAUGCUUUAUGUAUUCAUUGAAAAUUGUCUUCAACUUCUUGUAACUUUUGUAUGUAAAAUGAGGAUAUAUAAUGCUAAUUAUCUUUAGACCAGAAAA
This is a messenger RNA of Arachis duranensis, 1636 nucleotides long. RefSeq names its product AP-4 complex subunit mu. The coding region runs from base 163 to 1512 and encodes 449 amino acids. Gene Ontology annotation, biological process: Golgi to lysosome transport; protein targeting. The record is from RefSeq and is a predicted model, not a curated record. Gene Ontology annotation, cellular component: cytoplasmic vesicle; trans-Golgi network; clathrin adaptor complex. Lineage: Eukaryota; Viridiplantae; Streptophyta; Magnoliopsida; Fabales; Fabaceae. The transcript has 13 exons.